AUGUGUGGAAUCGGAGGUUUUGAAAUGGAAAAGGAAGAGGUUGGUGAAUGGGCCUGUUUUUCUGAACUUCUAGGGUUAUUUCAGACUCUUCCAACCUAUAUUUUUUCAGAAUAAGCCCUUGUCCUUUCGAUUCCACGAAAAGCUCAACAUUACCAAUAAGCAAAUCGCCAAGCCAACAGUUUUUCAAGAUUUGACAUGGUAAAUUUGAAGAAAUUCAGAAAUAAUCAAUAAUUAUUAUUUUAAAGGCACAUGGGAAUCGACAAAAACUCACAAACAUGCUCGGUUUUCUUGCUUCUGGAAAACUAUGAUUCUUCAAAGUCUUAUCAAGUCGAAGGAUUUUUUAUUUUGGAAAAUGAAGAUGGAGAAGAACAAGAUUUGAAAGAUUUCAAAAAGGAGUUCACAUUUGAGGACAACAAAAUCAAUUUUCCCGUGGAAAUUUCAAAAAUUGAAGAUUCGGAUUUUUGGAUUACUUUUCCGAUAAGAAUCACUGUCAACAGUGCAACUGUUGAAGUUCCAACUCCUCCAUCAAUCCCCAAUAAGAUAUAUUUGAGAUUCCCUGGUAACCGUGGAUUCUACGUCAGCCGUGAUUUGUUGCGUCUGAAUUCUCGCUACUUCCAAGAUCUCAUUCAGGAUCACAAUCUAUUCAAUAACAUUUUCAUAAACGAAAACAUGAGAGCGUUCCAAGAUCUCAUCGAAAUUCUGGAUCCAGCAAAUUGGAACAAACCUGGUCAAAUCAAUCGAAACAACAUCGCAUAUCUGAUGACGAUGGCGGAGAAAUAUUCAAUGAUUUAUUUGAUGCAAAGAUGUGAAGAAGCAUUGAAGUACAGCAAACUAAUCUCAAAAGAAGAAGCGAUUUGGCUCGCGGACCAACAUAAAUUGCUUGGUGUUUUGAAUCCAGCUUUAUCGAGAUUUGCCAAUGUGCAUGACAUUGUCAAAUUCCAGAACAUGGAGAUCUACAGCAAUUUGGGACCGGCGACUCGAGCUGCGGUUUUGAAAAGGAAAGAUGUUCUUGAAAGCUUCGUAUCGGAAAUCAGUCCAAGACCAACAGAGAACCAAAAUAAAACUGAUUUGGAACAUCAUUGGAAUUCGCAACGUCGAGCUGAACCGCAAGAAUUGGAAUCAGGAUUGGAAUCAAGUGAACAAAAAAAUGCAUCAUCUCUCAAAACAUUGGAAGAUGAAAUUGAUAGAUUGCAAUCAGAACUAUUCAUGAAUGAAUCGGGAACUGGAACUGCACAACAAAUCGGACCAAACUCAGAUGGUCAACCGAAUCUUCAACAAAUUCAAACAGGACAAAGGAAUGGAGUUGAUCCUAUUCGAGAAGCUCAACAAAACUUGGAGCAACUUCAAAAACAAUUUGCUGGAUUCCAAUUUCAAAGGAAUGGAGCUGAUCCUAUUCGAGAAGCUCAACAAAACUUGGAGCAACUUCAAGACCAAUUUGCUGGAUUCCAAUUUGAAAAUCACUAUCAACAACAAAAUCGUGUUCAAGAUGAUCGAACAACUGCAGAACAAAUGUUGCAUCGUGUGAACGAAAUGCAAAAAAAUCUUCAAGAGAGAAUGGCAAUCUUCAGAGCAAGAUAUGGAAAUUAUGGAAAUGGACCAAGUUCGACCGCUCAAGAUCAUCUCGAAAUGCUUCAAUGGCAGAAUCUAAUUCAACAACGAAUUCGUGAAGAGAAAUUGAACAGAAGCAACAGAAUUUAUCAAAAUCUCUUGAGAGAUAUCCAAGCUGGAAAUUAUGUUCAAGUUUCCCCAGGACAUCGUGCGAAUUAUGGAUGGCGAUUCCAAAAUCCUGGAGCACCUAUUUUCCCAAGACCGCAAAAUUACCGAGGACCCUCGGGAGCUCACAAUUUCCAAUAA
This is a messenger RNA of Caenorhabditis angaria, 1854 nucleotides long. The record is from the annotation of a GenBank genome assembly. Lineage: Eukaryota; Metazoa; Nematoda; Chromadorea; Rhabditida; Rhabditidae.